ACCAUUCCGCUUUUGUUUUAUAGUAAACAUCUAUACGCUUUGCACUCCAGUAUCUACACGACCGUGAUGAACCGGAGAAGGUCAUGACAUGUUUGUGUCUCCAUCUGCUCAGCCGAGCUGCCCACGUCAGUUUACCAACUUACCUACCCCAUAGAAUAUCUGCCGCUGCUACGAGAGUGGAGUAGAAUGGACAUGGACAAUCGAACUCGGGUUCUAGGUGUGUGUUCUUUGUUACCUUGGUGAACAAGGCAUGGAGAAGCACCAACCAUUGUCUGGUUCAUUGUGCGCGAGCAACUUCUUUGUUAGUUUAAUAGCCCUCCAUCUCAAUUGUCUUCAUCGUCCACGUUCCGUCGCCACCGUGUCUGGUAUUUUAAGCGAUGAAAUCCCCUGAUCAACUUCAACCAUGAGCUCGCCCUCUUCUCCGUUAUCAGUUCAACUGUUCAAGCGUCCCGACGAUUUACCACAAGCAUUCUAGUUUAUCGUCACGGGACAGCAUUUCAAGAUGCCCACCACUCAGAAGGGCCAGGCACUCUCCAAGCUUCCCUCCAGAACCGGAGACGGAAAAAGGACCACCAGGAAGUCCAACACCUCCCUCGAGGUCCCGACUCCCAACCACAAGGAAACGCAGGAGUUCCCAGCUCUCCUCGGCGAGUGGGAGCGCCUCGCGGUGCAGGUGAGGACCAAGUACUGGGGGUCCCGCGACGCCCCGUACUGGGGCCCGGCGAGCUCGUACAACCAGGCCAAAGCCAAGCUCGAGGAGGUGAGCAGGAGGGCGCUCACGCCCCAGCUACUGGGCGGAGUCGCCCGCAAGCUUGGGGCGCUGCACAUCAGGAUCCUGCCCGCCUUCAAUGACAUGCUCGAGAGGAACGGCCCAGGGCCGGCGGAGCUCCGCGCCAUCCCCGACGACGACAAGACCAAGCACAACGACAGCCGCGUGCUCUGGUGGAUGCUCGAGGCGUGCGCCGAGCACCUCGGCCUCGACGGCCGGCUCCGCGACGGCGUCCCGCUCACGACGGCGCUGGCGUGCGCGCUCAUCAGGGGCGUCGAGAUGGUGGAGCGCAUGUCGCCCGCCGAGGGCCAGCCGCCCCAGGCCUACGUCGCGGCCGUCAUCGUGCUCGUCAAGUUCCUCCACAACUUCCUCGAGACCAUCGCGACCGUCACCUGCGAGGCCGACGCGGUCGCCGUCGCGGGCUUCGUCGAGACAUGGGCCAAGAACUGCGCCGGCCUGCACGUCCCGUCAGCCCUGAAGCUCAGCCUGCUGGAAUCGGAAAUGGCAAGGCGCUCUUGUUGUGCUCCUGAAAUCGCUGGCAACGUGCCCAAGGCACCUAGGCAGUCUUCCUGGAGGCCCUGGAAGUAG
Messenger RNA from Gaeumannomyces tritici R3-111a-1, 1357 nucleotides. RefSeq lists its product as hypothetical. Bases 503 to 1357 code for a protein of 284 amino acids. The transcript is spliced from 3 exons. The record is from RefSeq and is a predicted model, not a curated record. NCBI's taxonomy places the organism in Eukaryota, Fungi, Ascomycota, Sordariomycetes, Magnaporthales, Magnaporthaceae.